This is a messenger RNA of Oncorhynchus kisutch (coho salmon), 6098 nucleotides long. Its product is annotated as sodium- and chloride-dependent GABA transporter 2. The transcript is spliced from 15 exons. Gene Ontology annotation, biological process: nitrogen compound transport; amino acid transport; sodium ion transmembrane transport. The record is from RefSeq and is a predicted model, not a curated record. NCBI's taxonomy places the organism in Eukaryota, Metazoa, Chordata, Actinopteri, Salmoniformes, Salmonidae. Gene Ontology annotation, molecular function: gamma-aminobutyric acid:sodium:chloride symporter activity. Gene Ontology annotation, cellular component: cell projection; plasma membrane. The coding region runs from base 594 to 2390 and encodes 598 amino acids.
UCAUGAACACAUACCACGCUGCGCAUUGGUCCGAUCUCUCAUACUCCUCGUCACAGGAGGACGAAUGCCGUUACACCAUCGUUCCAAUGUUUUUUUCAUCUACAUACUGUGAAAGAGUAUCAAUGUAUUUCUGAGAACACUGUACUCUAUGUAAUACAAGGAAUCCAAAGGCUCCUGGUUAAGGCUCCUUUAAGCCUGGUGCCCUAACCCCUGUCUGUCUUCUCUGUCUGCACCUUAGGUGGUCUCAAUAUCCAGCCUGCUACUCACAGAGCUGAGGUCAGCUGCAGUUUCACAGCCCACCCCUACAUAUAUAAAUACCAAUGGUAUUUCAGGCUGGCCUCCCCAUGGUGCUGGUAUCUGGAACCUCAAGAUGUAGGCCCUUGAUGAACUCAAACCCCAGAAGGCAUUGGCAUGAUAAUGGACUUGAGGCCCAACCAAGGCAGAAGCAGCUGGAAUCUUGACAGUGCUGUUAUCCAUAAAAGCUCCAGCAGCAGCAGACAAUUGCACCAACCACUGACCUCCAGGCAGGAACUCAACAGACUCGACCAGCAGUACUCGCCUUCGGACCAUCUCUCUCUCUCACUCACUGCAGGAUGGCAGGUCCUCUCUUGGCAGGCAGGCAUGAGACUCUCCCCGGGCCGAUGCAGGUUGCCCAACAGAGGGUCAAUGAACGAGGCCAGUGGGAGAACAAAUUUGAGUUUAUUCUAACUGUGGCUGGCGCAAUUGUUGGACUUGGAAAUAUAUGGAGAUUUCCCUAUCUUUGUUACAAGAACGGUGGGGGUGCGUUCUUCAUCCCGUACAUCCUGUACCUGGUGACCUGUGGCAUCCCUCUGUUCAUCCUGGAGACGGCUCUGGGACAGUACACCAGCCAGGGGGGCAUCACCUGCUGGAGGAAAAUCUGCCCGCUGUUUGAGGGAAUGGGCUAUGCCGCCCAGGUGAUCACUAUAUAUGGAUGUAUGACCUACAUAGUGAUUCUGGUGUGGGCUUUCCUCUACCUGUUCUCAUCCUUCACUGCUGACCUGCCAUGGGCUAACUGCAACAAUGCUUGGAACACAGAUUUUUGUGUGACAUUUGGCACCAGGAAUGCCAGCACUAAUUGGACUGUUCCACUCCUGAAUGUGUCAUCUUCCGUUGUGGAGUUUUGGCACCGGCGAGUGCUGAGAAUGUCAGAUGGAAUUGAGUCAUUGGGAGGCAUUAGAUGGGAGCUGGCUCUGUGUCUUCUGCUGUCCUGGGCCAUCUGCUACUUCUGUAUCUGGAAAGGAGUUAGGUCUACAGGGAAGGCAGCCUACUUCACGGCCACCUUCCCCUAUGUAAUGCUAGCGGUGCUAUUUGUCCGAGGAGUGACCCUUCCAGGAGCUAAAGAUGGCAUAUUCUACUACUUGUAUCCCAAUGUUACACGCCUAGCUGAUCCACAGGUUUGGAUGGAUGCAGGAACCCAGAUAUUCUAUUCUUACGCCAUAUGCCUGGGCUACCUGACCUCUCUUGGAAGCUACAACAAAUACAACAACAACUGCUACAAAGAUUCCUUCUACCUGUGCUUGUUGAACAGUGGGACCAGCUUUGUGUCUGGUUUCGCCAUUUUCUCCAUACUGGGUUAUAUGGCUGGAGAACAGGGUGUGGACAUCUCUGUGGUUGCUGAGUCAGGUCCUGGCCUGGUCUUCAUAGUGUACCCUCAGGCAGUGUCCCUGCUCCCCUGCCCUCAGUUCUGGGCUGUCUGCUUCUUCACCAUGAUCAUCCUGUUGGGAGUAGAUAGCCAGUUUGUCGCCCUUGAGAGCCUUAUGACCUCCGUAACGGACUUCUAUCCCAACCUCAUCAGAAAGGGCUACCGGAGGGAGCUUCUGCUGCUGCUCAUCUGCUGCUGCUGCUACCUGGUCGGUCUCAUCAUGAUCACAGAGGGUGGCCUCUACAUCAUCCAGCUGUUUGAUCAUUAUGUGUGCAGUGGUGCCACUCUGCUGCUCCUCUCCAUAUGCCAGUCACUCAGUAUUGGAUGGAUAUAUGGUGCUGAACGCUUCUGUGACAACAUUGAGGAUAUGAUUGGCUACAGGCCCUCCUCCCUGCUGAAGUACUGUUGGCUCUACAUUACUCCAACUAUUGGCACCGUAACCUUUGUAUUCUCGCUGCUGAAGUACAGCCCUCUGAAGUUCAACAACACCUAUGUGUACCCGUGGUGGGCCUAUGGGCUAGGCUGGAUCCUGGCUAUGUCCUCCCUCUCUCUCAUCCCCAUCACCAUGGUCUACAAACUGUACCAGGCCAAAGGGACUUUCUGGCAGCGCCUCCAGACAGUCUGUCGGCCAGCAGAUGACCUUCCUAUGAUGAAGAAGGAGAUGGCAGGUCUCUAUGCUCUGGACCGUGUAACUGAAGAUGAGAAGACCUACAACAAUAAUCUAUAGACUGACUGUUCUGCUAUUACUUUUCGGGCCGGUUUCCCAGACCGAGAUUAAGCCUAGUCCUGGACCAAGUAUUAUUUACCAUGCUUUUCAGUCCAGGUGUAGGCUUAAUCUGUGUCUGGGAAACCAUCCCUUUAUAUUCUAUUAUACUCUAUUUUUGUAACUUUUUUAGUAAGGAUUUUGGUUUUUGUGGGUUUAAUACAGUUGAAACUGGUCAGAGUUGUGCUUGAGGUAUUGGUAUUGUGUUUGGAUUGCAGUAUAGUUCAUAUUUUUGUAUUUUGUAUUAACUGAACAUUUGUAGCAUAAUGUGUCAAAUCAUAGCAAAAUAUUUUUCUUAUAUGAUUCAAAUAAUUAGUUGUAGACCAUUCAUAAAUAAGAUAUACCUAGAACACCUAAACAUUUUUGACCAGUUUCCCAGACUAAGCCUCGUCCUAUGCUAAAAAGCACUUUCAAUGGCAAAUCUUCAUUGAGCAUGCUUUUUAGUCCAAGUCUAGGCUUAAUCUGUAUGUAUACACUCUGUAUACAAUAGGUAAUCAAUCCAAGACAUUGACGUUUACCUUUUUAUUUUACUGGGGAAAUGAACAUUACACCCUGUACUUUACUGACUUUAUUGUCCCCAUGGGGAAAUUUUGUUGCAGUGUCAUGUACACGUUUAAUGAACUCUUUGUAAUUAACUAUUCUUAUUUGAAGAACCAAAAUGACCAGCCUCACGAUCGAAUUAUUAACAAUAGUGUAAUAAACCCCUGUGCACAAGGUCACGAAAAGAUAAUGCAUUGCAGUCUACUGGUAAACUCCAAAGCCAUUCUGAUGUAUUUAUGGCCGUGUCUAGACUUGACACUUCAUGCAGCUACAUACACCUACAUUUUAGUUGUCUACCGUGUCCACUGCGUGUCCAGAUUCCCUUUUCCCACGCUAUAUUUAAAUGCCAGUAUGCAUUCUACAAAUGGUAGAAUAGGCUAAAUAUGUCAAGAACAACCACUGAUGGCAGUAGCUAACUACUGUAGCUAACUAGCCAGCUAACCUCUGUAGCUAGCAAGCAACGCUAAAGGGAUUGAAAACAGGUUAGCAUAACACUAGCCUAUCAAAAAAAAAGUUUUUCUAAAUAUUAGCUAGCUGGCUAGCAUUUAUGAGUCCAGCAAACACGUUCCUCAUUCUAGGAGCUUAUUUCCUCCAACGUUAUAAUGGAAAGUUGCCUCUUUCCCAAAACGCAAGUUUUAUGGAGACUUGUGGGAGGAGUGCUGAUGACGUUGCCCACUGUAUGUGCUUUCGGUAGCCUUAUUGCGUCUAGACUGAGGAGAAAUCCGCAGACAAUGCAUCCCUGACCACCUAAAGUGGUCAGACACAUCUGAACACAAUCAGACCAUAAAGCGACUUUUGUGCGUCUAAACCCAUCUUUUCAAUGCUAUCUUCGUAUUCUGAUAGAAGUCAAGUGUAGACACAACCUAUCUUGGUAAACUGUUGGUCUUGCGAUAAAAUACUCUGCUGUGGAAGAUUUGUAUGUAUUUUUUAGAAAGUCAACAAGUACACCUUGGACAUUGUGUAUAUACAGUGCACAAAACAUUAGGAACACCUUCCUAAUAUUGAGUUGCACCCCUUUUACCCUAUGAACAGGUGCAAGCUUUUGGGGCGUGGACUUUACAAGGCGUUGAAAGCAUUCUGGCCCAUGUUGACUACAAUGCUUCCUACAGUUGUUAAGUUGGCUGGAUGUCCUUUGUAUGGUUGACCAUUCUUGAUACACAAGGAAAACUGCUGAGUGUGAAAAACCCAGCAGCGUUGCAGUUCUUGACACACUCAAACCGGUGUGCCUGGCACCUACUACCAUACCCGCAAAUAUAUGUGAACUUUCCUCCACAUCUAAAUGUGAUGAGUUUGCAGCAUAUUUCAGAGAGAAAACAUUAGGCUGGGUAUCAGUCAAGCAAGACCCGAUGAGAAGUGUAUGUGCCCAGGCCUACCACGCAAAGACACUACGCAUGUAUUUUCUCUGGUUGACACUGACAUGCUCAAGAAAGUGAUAUCACAAUUUAAGCCUUCUACCUGCCUUCUCAAUCCUAUCCCCACCAACAGUUUUUAAUUGCAUAUCUGAAGAAGUGCAAGCUAUUGUUAAUCAAGUGAUUAACAUGUUCACAGGCACUUUCCCUAAUGCACUAAAAACUGUUAUGGUGAAACCCCUUCUGAAGGAAAGUAAUCUAGAAUCUUCAGCGCUUAACAAUUUUCAGCCAAUCUCCAAUCUAAAAUUCAGGAGAAAUGGGUUUUCAAACAGCUAAAUUAUUUUUUUUAAGAGCCAAAUGUAUUUUUGAAAAACUCCAAUCUGGUUUUCAUGCCCACCACAGCACAGAGACCGCCUUAGUUAAAGUGGUAAAUGAGCUUAGAGCCAACACGGAUGCCAAACAGCUCACUGUCCUUGUACUCUUGGAUUUAAGGGCUGCAUUCGACACUGUUGUCCACCCUGAAGUCCUGGACAGACAGGCGAGGUGGGUUGGCCUCUCCAGUCCAUUUCUAAAUUGGUUUAGGACCUAUUUAACCUGAGUUUUUUUGUCACCCUUGGUGAACAUAACUCAGAGCAAAUACAUAUUACAUGUGGCAUUCCACAAUCUUCGAUUUUCGGUCUGGUACUGUUCAGUUGAUAUAUGUUACCCCUUUCCAGCGGUAUCAGAAAGCACAGCAUUGAUUCGCAUUACUACACAGACGAUACACAACUUUAUAUUCCUGUGUCACCGGAGGAUUUUAGCUCCACGGAUAAAUUAUUAGACUGUAUUAGUGAUUUAAAUACUUGGAUGGCUCACAACUUCCUCCAGCUAAAUCAAUACAAGACCAAGGUACAUAUUGUUGGAGCCAAAGCACAGAGAGAAUCUGACCUCGCAUUUGAAUUCACGGGCAAUAAAGACAAAACACCAGGUGAAAAACGAAGGUGUCGUUUUAGAUUCUGAACUCAAUUUCCAGUCAUUAGAAAUGUGACAAUCACUUUUUACCACCUGAGGAACAUUGCCACAGUGUGGCUUUUUCUAUUUCAGGCUGAUACAGAGAGACUCAUCCAUGCUUUUAUUACAAGCAGGCUUGAAUACUGUAAUGCUCUCCUGUCUGGUCUACCCAAGAAACCAUUGGUCAACUGUGGAACAUACAGAAUGCUGCAGCACGGGUACUGACCAAGACUGGAUGGAGAGCAUACAGUCUGCCAGAGAACCUGAGGGGCACCAAAACUGUGGACAUAUUUAAAAGAGAUCUUUAAACACACCAUUUUAGCUUUGCUUUUCCUUAGGGUGCUUUUUAGUCAUUCAGUUUUUAUUUUUCUUAUUUUUUUUAAUCCUCAUGUUUGUGUACUAAAUAUUGAAGUUUUUAUUUUCAUAGUUUGAAUUUUUUUCCUGUGAAGCACUUUGCGUUCCAUGUCUGAAAUGUGCUGUAUAAAUAGCUUGAUUUGAUACUUCGUAUUUCGUUCAAUUCACCAUCUGAAUGGCACAUCUACAAUCCAUGUCUCAAUUGUCUCAAGGCAUAAAAAUCCUUCUUUAAACUGUCUCUUCCCCUUCAUCUACACAGGUGACAUCACUGGCCUGGAUUCACCUGGUCAGUCUGUCAUGGAAAGAGCAGGUGUUCCUAAUGUUUUGUACACACAGUGUAUGUCAUAUCUACUAUCAAUGUGGAAAUGUACUAUUUUAACUAAUACUGUUUUUUAUGAUUUGCAUGAACCUUUAUGUAAUAAAACACUUUAAAACAAAA